AUGCUGCACCUCCGGCGCUCCACCACCGACAUCGCCCUUGGAGGCGGCGCAGAGCAUGCGACGGCGCGGCCUCCCUUUCUGCACCGCCUCGCAAACUCGGUCGCGGAGGUGGCGCCGCCCGAGGAGCUCGACGCGGUGAGCAUGUCAGCGACUGACCGGCUGGUUGCCUGGCUCUCCGGCUGGGGGCCGCUCGUCACCUCGCUGACAGAGGCUCAGCUCGCCGACCCUGCAAGCCGCCGCUCACAGCGAUGGAGCAACGCCCCACGCUCCUCCGCUGCACAUGAUCGCGGCUCAGCCCGCGGCUCAGCCCGCGGCUCAGCCCGCGGCUCCGCCCGUGAUUCGGUCCGCGGCUCGCUCCGCCACUCAACGAUCAAGGUGCAGGCCACGCUCGGAGUCGGCGUCAAGUCUGUCCGCGGCCAACUCGGCCGCGCCUCGCCAAAUGCAUUUGUCGACGCGUGCGCCGACGCGCUCGCGCGAGAGGCUCUGCAGGAGCUGCGCGGUGAUACAGACGGCGACAAGCGGGCCGCGAGGUUCUCCGACGCCCUUUCGCCCUUUCGGGAGCGCGAGCCGUCGUGGUGGGAGUCGGUGCAGCUGUGGCUCUUCACCACGAGCGAGCCCGAAGGCGCGCGAGGCGGCGAGCCGACCGAUGCUUGUGCUGACCACGCCAGCACCGACGCGGAGCGCCCGCCGCCCGAGCUGGCGUGGCGGGACGAGUCGGCCGACACGCCGCGGUUCGCCGUCUGA
This is a messenger RNA of Emiliania huxleyi CCMP1516, 744 nucleotides long. RefSeq lists its product as hypothetical. NCBI's taxonomy places the organism in Eukaryota, Haptophyta, Isochrysidales, Noelaerhabdaceae. The coding region runs from base 1 to 744 and encodes 247 amino acids. The transcript has 4 exons. The record is from RefSeq and is a predicted model, not a curated record.